Molecule: messenger RNA, 4383 nt
Organism: Podarcis muralis (Common wall lizard)
Lineage: Eukaryota; Metazoa; Chordata; Lepidosauria; Squamata; Lacertidae
Source: RefSeq, a predicted model, not a curated record
CCUCUUUUAGCGACGCCGAUUUGCAGCAGAAAGAAACUUUCCGGCUGGAUCAGCUCCGUCCUCCGUUGGAAACGGAGAACUGGGUGCGCGGCUGCAGAUUUGCUGCGCGUUGCGGCGGCGGCGGCUGCUUCUUCCUUGGGCGCCUGCUUUCCCCCCAGAUGAGAUCUUUGGCCUGAUGGUUUGCUGCUUUCUUCCCUGAUGAUAUCUUUGGCCUGAUCCGGAUUCUUCAUUGAUUUCUUUUUGAGUGGGGCUUCCCAGAACUGCGCUUUGCCGGCCUCUCCUCCGGAGGCAGCUGCUCCUCUCUGUCUCUCUCUAGGAUCCUGCCAGCUGCAGAGAAGAUGAAGCCCUCCUGGGUGCCCUGGGUCUGGAUCCCCCCAGUGGCGCUCCUGGACUUCUUCACCCUCCGCCUGGCCUGGCAUCUGCUGAGGCUUCCCCAGUGGAGCCCCCUGGUGGCGUCCUGGGCCGCUGCCCUGGCGCGGUGCCUGCUGCUGACCCUCUCGGCUUGUGCCGCCACCUGCUGUGGGGGUCCUGGGGUCCAAGACAGCCUCCUGCCUGCAGCGCUCCUCCUCAGCUUCCUGGUCCCCUGCUACACAACCCUGCAAUACCUGUUUCUGUCUGAAGGGGUCGCCCUAGAGCUGGCGCACGGCUGGGCCCGGGCUGAUGUGUUUGCCCUCAGCUAUGUUGUUGUGGGGGCAUCGGUCCUGUUGUGGCACCACCUCGCCCCCCGUGGGAAGGGGGAGGUGGAGACGAAAUCUUCUGCAUCCUUUUGGCGCCUUGUCGCCACCAUGAGGCCAGAUGUGCUGAGGUUCGUAGCCAUCGCUGUGCUGCUGGUGGUCUCGUCCUUGGGGGAGAUGGCGAUCCCGUACUACACGGGGCACGUGACCGACUGGAUCACCGGUGAGGCUGACCCCUCUGCCUUCGAGAGAGCUCUCUGGAUGAUGUCCGCCCUCACCGUUGGCAGCGCUCUGGCUGAGUUCCUGUGCGACUAUCUCUACAACACCACCAUGAACCACUUCCACACUCGCUUCCAGAGCAACGUCUUCAGAGCCGUCCUGCGACAGGAAGUCGGCUUUUUCCACGCGAACAAGACAGGGGACAUCACUUCCCGGGUGACGACUGACACGGACACCAUGAGCGAGGCCCUCAGCAGUGACCUCAGCCUGCUGAUGUGGUACCUGAUGCGAGGGGUCUUCCUCUACGCCAUGAUGCUGUGGCUGUCGGUCCCCUUGACCCUCUUCGUCACGGUGGCCCUGCCCUUCAUCCUGCUGGUGCCAAAGCUCUCUGGGAAAUUUCACAAGAACCUGGCGCUGCAGGUCCAGGAGUCCCUAGCCAAGGCCAACGAAGUGGCCACAGAGACCUUCCAGGCCAUCUCCACCGUCCGCAGCUUUGCCAACGAGGAUGGCGCUGCUCGGCGCUACGACCAGAAGCUGCAGGAGACCUACAAGUUGAACAAGUGGGAGGCCGUGGCCUACGCGGCCUCCAUGUGGACUAGCGACCUCUCCGGCCUGGCUCUCAAGGUGGGGAUUCUCUACUACGGAGGGCGCCUGGUCACUUUGGGAAGCGUCAGCAGUGGAGAACUCGUUACGUUUGUCCUCUACGAAAUGGAGUUUUCCACAGCAGUGAAGGUCCUGCUCUCCGUUUCUCCACGUGUAGAAAAAGCUGUGGGCUCCUCUGAGAAGCUUUUUGAGUACAUCGACCGGACACCCCAGAUUAGCUCUUCGGGGACGCUAACACCCCAGGAUUUGCAGGGGCAUGUUUUGAUGCGAGACGUCUCGUUCUCCUACCCCGACCGGGAAGGCCCUCCUGUGCUGAAGGGAGUGUCCCUAGAGCUGCGCCCUGGCACGGUGACGGCCCUGGUGGGCCCUUCGGGGUCGGGCAAGAGCACCCUUGUGGCUCUGCUGGAGCGGUUCUACGAGCCCCAGAGCGGGCAGGUGACCCUGGAUGGCAGAGAGCUGAGCAAAUACGACCACCGUUUCCUGCAUGAAAAGGUGGCGCUGGUGAGCCAAAGCCCGGUGCUCUUUGCCCGGUCCUUGCACAGGAACAUUGCUUACGGCUUGGGGGAGAAGAGCCGGGAGGAAGUGGCAGGGGUGGCCAGGCGAGUGGGAGCACAUCGAUUCAUUGCCAGGAUGAGCUGCGGCUAUGACACAGAUGCUGGAGAAACAGGGGGCCAGAUCUCCGGUGGCCAAAGACAGGGGGUUGCCAUUGCCCGGGCCCUGAUCCGAGACCCCCGAGUGCUGAUCUUGGACGAUGCCACGAGCGCCCUCGACAUGGAGAGCCAGCAGAAGGUGGAGAAGGAGAUCUACGAAGGGGAGGCUCGCCACAGGCGCUCUGUCUUGCUCAUCUCCCACCGCCUGCGCAGCGUGGAGUGUGCCGACCGCAUCCUGGUCAUGGAAGAUGGGGAGAUCCAGGAAGAAGGGACCCACCAGGAACUGAUGGAGAAGAAGGGCGUCUACUGGCAGCUGGUGCAGAGGCAGCAGAAUGGAGCUGAGGGCAGCAACAAUGGCUUUGUGGACAUGGACCACGAGCAUCUAUAGUGGGUUCAGAACUGAUGGAGGAUUCCUGGCCUAGACCUAUGCGGUCGUUGCCCAUCAUCCCUGCCUCCUCUUUUGGCAGGAGGGGUGGGAAAAUGCCUGGCAUGCGCCCAAUCCACCAGCCUGCAGCUUGUCACCUCAGUUAAGGCAAAAGAUCUGAGGAGACAUAACCUUGCCUGCAGAAGGUCCCAAGUUCAAGUCCUCUGUGAAUAGGUAGAAACACUCCCUUGUCUGAAACCAUGGAGACCAGCUGCUGCCAGCCAGUGUAGACAGUACUGAGAUUGAUGGGCCCAAUGCUACGAGGCAGCUUCCUCUCUUCCUAAUCUCUCCGUGAAAAUAGUAAUCUUUAUUUCAAGGCAUCUCCUAAAUCUGAGAGGGGCAGCCCCACAAAAUUCCAGCUCUUCGAAACGCAUAUCUUUACAUCUGGAGUUGUCCGUGUGUUUUGGGCCACAUCUUGUGAUCGAUUAUGUGGGGGCAAGCCUUGCCUGGCUCCCCCCACCAAAAUAUUUUAUUCUUGUUGGCACCCCUAGCGGAGGCCGUUACUCAUUUGUCAAUCCCUAUCUUGUCGUAUAAGAUCGGCACAACUGAGAUUUCGAAACCCGUGCGCGGGAAUCACUGUUUAUACGAAGGACAUGCCAAAGGGCAGAGGCCUCGAUCCCAUGAUCCUCUCUGCCUCCCUUACAUCAACCCAGAGGUGGCCCACCUCUGUUGUCUGCUUGACCGUCCUCUCACCCCACACUUUCCCUCACUAUUGGGGCCGUCCCAACAGAUUUUGCUGCCUGAGGUAAAAGGCAGGUCGUCCCUCGCCCACUCCAUGCACAAAUGUCACUUGGGUGGGCAGUCGAGGCCUAACUGUAGCCCUGGCAACUGGGCAGCGUCCUCCAUUUUGUUUUGUACGCCAUACUGUAAAAACCCGGUUAAUGGCUUCAGUUCUUGUGAGUCGCUUUGGGAGGUUGUGAAUCUGAAAAAAGCAGUGGGCCAGGAGUGUGAAGGACCCCUUUUCAGGCCUGAGGGCCACAGUCCCUCAUGGGGAGCCUUCCAGGGGCCACCUGAUAGACUGGGUGUAGCAACGGAAGCGGCGCUUUCCUGUGUAUGGUUACAUUUUGGUCAUACAGUACAAAGGUUUUCUGCAAAAUGCGCACACUUCCCCUCUGUUCAGGGGUUGGUCACAUCCAUGCCGUACUUUCAAAACACUCAUGUGCCGCAUAAACAGGCCCCGCUUCUCUCAGGGUGUCAGGGUUAAGAGUGUCGGAGAAGACCUGGGAGACCUGGGUUCAAAUCCCCGUUUGGCCCUGAAGCUCAGCGGCUGAACUUGGGCCUGACCCUGGCUCUCAGCCUAGCCUACCUCUCAGGGUUUUGGGGAUAAAAUGUGGAGGGGGAGAACCAUGAAUGCCGCUCUCAGCUCAUUGGAGCAAAAGGUGGAAUGUAAACGUGAUAAAUUAAAUUGGUAGGAAGUAGGUACUGUAGUUAAGAGAGCGAGGAGACUCCUCAUAGAGGGACAAGAGAUCAGCUUUUUUGGGGGGUGCCUUGGGCACCCGCUGCCUGGCCCACCAGCCCGAGGCAGCUGCCUCACCCUGCUUAACGGCAGAACCGGCCACAGGUCUAGAGUGGACAAUUUCUGUUCUGUAUUGCGCAAUAACAUGGAGAUGGGGAGCUCUCUGGGGGCUGUGCUCUGAGAUGGUAUCUUUUUCCUCAAACAGGUCUAGGCAGCCGCUUAAAAUGUUGAGGUUUUUGUUUCAUUUUCCAUAAUUUUUUAUAUAUUUUUUUGCUUUUGUGUGUUUCUUACGUGUGCGAACAGAGAAAUGUGCUUUGUUGUAGAUGUGUAUAAAUUAAAACACACUUUUUAUGUGGG